ACAAAUGAAUUAAAAUCGAACGUAUAUAUCCAAAGCAGAAUUCCAUUAUUUAAAAUUAAAAAAGAAAUACCAAAUUCCCAAAGAUUUGUACGCAAGGAAUUGACCAAAGAAAGAGGUAUAUCUAACAGAACAUUAUAUAAAGGAAUGAAUAUUUCUACAGAGUUUGAAUACUUUUACAGGAACGUAUCAGAAGACAAGUUGGAAAAUCCUUUGCUACACAGACAUCAGUAUCGAGCAUUAUUGAACAAUGAAACGAAAUGUAAAGGAAAAGAUGUUUUAUUGUUGGUUUUUGUACAUAGUUCUGCAAACAAGUUUUUGGAACGCCAGCAGAUACGUUCAACAUAUGGAUCAAUUUCGGAUUAUGAAAAUGAACACAUUGAAUAUAUUUUUGUGCUCGGACAAACCCCAAAACCAGAAAUCCAACAGAAAAUAAAUGAGGAAAGUGAGAAAUAUAUGGAUAUCGUGCAAGGUAAUUUUGUAGAUUCCUACAGAAAUUUAACAUAUAAACUUGUCUUUAGUUUGUUUUGGGUCAACAACUUUUGCAGUAAUGCAAAUUUUGUAGUAAAAGUUGAUGACGACGUCAUUAUUAAUUUGCCAUUAUUAAUUCAACACCUUCGGCAAAAGACUAAAGACAAUUUGUUAACGGAUGUUUUAGAAUGUUGUAUGCAUAUCGAUACCAAACCUUUGAGACACAGUAACACUAAAUGGGACACAUCUUUAUUGGAGUAUCCUUUUCCAACAUAUCCGCCAUAUUGUAAUGGAAAUCCCUCCAUAAUGUCCAUCGAUGUCAUUAAAAAAAUGUAUGACACAACUAAGGAGGUACCUUUUCUGUGGUUAGAAGAUGUUUAUGGUGGUGGAUUUCUACCCUGGAUUUCAAACAUCGAAAUGCAUCAGCCAACUUGUUAUGGGAUAUAUGUGACGAAUGAGAAUAUGCAUGUAAACGCAUGUAAAUUAUUUUAUCUGUCUUAUGAGUGGAACAUUAUAUUUCAUAAAGAUAUAUGGGAACAAAUUUCAAAGCAAAUGAAUACAUCUUGUAAUUGUUAAAACAAACAGUCAAUAAAUGGUAUGAAAAAUAAUAUUUCGGUCAACAAAAAAUAAUAAAUGUUGUUAUAAACGGAUACGAAAUAUUUGACUAGACCUAAGUCAAACCAUAG
Mytilus trossulus (common blue mussel) is the source of this 1154-nucleotide messenger RNA. Its product is annotated as beta-1,3-galactosyltransferase 5-like. The transcript has a single exon. The record is from RefSeq and is a predicted model, not a curated record. The coding region runs from base 145 to 1044 and encodes 299 amino acids. Gene Ontology annotation, cellular component: Golgi membrane. NCBI's taxonomy places the organism in Eukaryota, Metazoa, Mollusca, Bivalvia, Mytilida, Mytilidae. Gene Ontology annotation, molecular function: hexosyltransferase activity.